AUGCACCAGCCCUGCACCAACGGCGCUCACCUCAACGGUGACGCCGCCCGCAACGGAGACCUGCCGCCCGGGCUCCGCAUGAGCCAGACGGACCAGGAGAUCGUGCGCCUCAUCGGACAGCACCUGCUCUCGGUCGGACUCGAACGUAGCGCGACUCUGUUGAUGGAGGAGUCAGGGCUACACCUGGAGCACCCCGCGGCCGCCACGUUCCGUACACACGUGUUGGCCGGGGACUGGGUGAAGGCGGACCACGACCUGCGAGCGCUGCACGAUCUGCUGCGGGACUCGCCACAGGUCGAGCCUCACAACCUCGCCGAGAUGAAGUUCGUGGUGCUGGAGCAGAAGUACCUGGAGCACCUGGAGGCGGGCCGUGUGCUGGACGCCUUGCACGUGCUGCGGAACGAGCUGACGCCGCUGCAGUACGACACGGCGCGCGUGCACCGCCUGUCCGCGCUCAUGAUGUGCGCCGACGCCGCCGAGCUGAGGCAGCGCGCGCGCUGGCCGGGCGGGCCGCGCUCGCGGGCGCGUCUGUUGGCGACCGUGCAGGCCGUGCUGCCGCCCGCGCUCAUGAUGUCCCCGGGCCGCCUGCGCGCGCUGCUGGCCCAGGCCGCGGCGCAGCAGGCCGCCCGCUGCCGGUUCCACGCGGCGCCCCGCCCCGCGCCCCCCGCCCCGUCCCCUGACCGUGAGGACGAGCUCGCCGCCCCCGACCACAUCCCCUUCUCUCUCCUGGCAGACCACCACUGCUCGGCCGACCAGUUCCCCAUACACUCCCUGCAGGUGUUGAACGGUCACUGUGACGAGGUGUGGUACUGCAAGUGGUCCCCGGACGGCUCCAAGCUGGCUUCGGGUUCCAAAGACAACACCGUCAUGAUAUGGGACUAUAACCCCGUCACUAAACGAUUGGCUUUCAGGAAGUCACUGGAGGGUCACUCGUACGGCGUGUCGUUCCUGGCGUGGAGCCCCGACGGCCGACACCUGCUGGCCGCCGGGCCCGAGGACUGCCCCGACCUCUGGAUCUGGAACAUGGAGACGGAGCAGCUGCACCUGAAGAUGACUCACUCGCAGGAGGACUCGCUGACGGCGGCCGCCUGGCACGCCAGCGGGAACGCGUUCGUGUGCGGCGGCGCCCGGGGACAGUUCUACCACUGCGCGCUCGACGGCACCCUCAUCAACAACUGGGACGGUGUCCGUGUGAACGCGCUCGCGUGUCGCACGGAGGGCCGCGUGCUGGCCGCCGACACUCACCACCGCGUGCGCCUCUACGACUUCACCGACCUCACCGACAGGAACCUCAUCCAGGAGGAGCACGCGGUGAUGGCGAUGACCCUGAACGCGGCGGACACGCUGCUGCUGCUCAACGUGGCCAACCAGGGAGUGCACCUGUGGGACAUACGAGCCCGCGCGCUCGUCCGUCGCUUCAGGGGCCUGUCUCAGGGUCACUUCACCAUCCACGCGUGCUUCGGAGGAGCUCAUCAAGACUUCAUAGCGUCCGGCAGCGAGGACAAUAAGGUGUACAUCUGGCACAUCGACGGCGAGGAGCCCAUCGCGGUGGUGUCCGGACACACGCGCUGUGUGAACGCGGUGGCCUGGAACCCCGUGCACCACGACGUGCUUGUGUCCGCCUCCGACGACUACUCGCUGAGGCUGUGGGGCCCGCGGACACACCAGGCAUAG
Molecule: messenger RNA, 1674 nt
Organism: Danaus chrysippus (African queen)
Lineage: Eukaryota; Metazoa; Arthropoda; Insecta; Lepidoptera; Nymphalidae
Source: the annotation of a GenBank genome assembly